Molecule: messenger RNA, 1098 nt
Organism: Miscanthus lutarioriparius
Lineage: Eukaryota; Viridiplantae; Streptophyta; Magnoliopsida; Poales; Poaceae
Source: the annotation of a GenBank genome assembly
AUGGCGGGGUUCAAGGUGACGCGGAUCUCGGAGGGCCCCGUGAAGCCGGCGUCGGCGACGCCCGAGGAGACGCUGCCGCUGGCGUGGGUGGACCGGUACCCGACGCACCGAGGCCUGGUGGAGUCGAUGCACAUCUUCCGCUCCGGCGCGGACGCGGCGCCCGCCGUGAUCCGUGCCGCGCUGGCGAAGGCGCUGGCCUUCUUCUACCCGCUGGCGGGGCGCAUCGUGGAAGGGGAGCAGGCCGGGUGCCCCGCCAUCCGGUGCACCGCCGACGGCGUCUACUUCGCGGAGGCCCAGGCGGACUGCACCCUGGAGGACGUGCGGUUCCUGGAGCGGCCCCUGCUGCUGCCCAAGGAGGACCUCGUCCCUUACCCCGGCGACGACCGCUGGCCCGUCGAGCCGCACAACACCAUCAUGAUGAUGCAGUUCCCCAACCCAAACAUCAAGCCGGGCCCGCUCCCGGAGCUCCCCGUGCUGGCGCUGGACUACGUGGUGCUCGACUUCCCCACGCCCUACAUCGACGACCUCAAGAGGCAGUACAAGGCGCACAGCGGCAAGUUCUGCUCGGGCUUCGACGUGCUCACGGCCAAGCUCUGGCAGUGCCGCACCCGGGCGCUCGCCCUGGACCCCACCACCGAGGUCAAGCUCUGCUUCUUCGCCAGCGUCCGCCACCUGCUCAAGCUCGACAGGGGUUACUACGGCAACUCCAUCUUCCCCGUGAAGAUGUCCGCGCCCGCGGAGAAGGUGCUCGCCUCCUCCAUCAUGGAGGUGGUCGACAUGAUCCGGGAGGCCAAGGACAGGAUGGCCGUCGAGUUCUUCCGCUUCGCCAAGGAGGAGAUAGACCAGGACCCGUUCCAGAUGACCUUCAACUACGAGUCCAUCUAUGUCUCCGACUGGAGCAAGCUCGGGUUCUCUGAGGUGGACUACGGUUUUGGCCCGCCCAUGUUCGCCGGCCCGCUCGUCAACAAUGACUUCAUCGCCUCCGUCGUCAUCCUCAAGGCGCCGCUCCCGCUGGACGGCACCAGGAUGCUCGCCAGCUGCGUCACCAAGGAGCACUCGGAGGAGUUCGCCCGUGGCAUGAAGGAAGAUCUGCCCUGA